Zootoca vivipara (common lizard) is the source of this 7899-nucleotide messenger RNA. It is a transcript of the gene SLIT3, whose product is annotated as slit guidance ligand 3. Lineage: Eukaryota; Metazoa; Chordata; Lepidosauria; Squamata; Lacertidae. The record is from RefSeq and is a predicted model, not a curated record. Gene Ontology annotation, biological process: axon guidance; negative chemotaxis. Gene Ontology annotation, molecular function: heparin binding; Roundabout binding; calcium ion binding.
UCCGGCGCCCGCCUGCUUCGCCUUGCCCAUUUCAUGGAGAGGCGGCCGGCUGCGAGCGCCCCUGAAUCGCUCCCAGCUCCGGCGGCUGUGAUCCCGGGACCUGGCCGCUGCUGUUGCUGCUGCUGCUGCCGCCGAGGUCUCCAGGGGACAGGCUGGGCUUCCCGCCAGGCGCUUCCGAGUGCGCUCCUGGGCUGCUGAGCUCCUUCUCCAGCAACCGGUUACCUGGACUGCAAGGCAGAGCAGGAUCGGGCAGGUUGUGGUUGUGGCUUAAGCAACGGACCGGCCCCCUCUCUUCCACCCGCCCGCCCGCCCGUUUUGAUCUUGCGCGCUUUCUGCCCGGGCUUGAAAGGCAACGCGACGAUCCGUCCGGGGACUCGGAAAGAGAUGCCUCCCGCACCGCCGGGCUUCCCUCGGCUGCACUGAGAUCUCUGCGUGGCGCCCUCGAGGGCUGCUGGUUGGGAUCCGAGGCGCUUUUUUGGUGGGGUUCUCUUUUUCUCCCUCCUCCCCCCUCCCCACUUUUGCCCGGAGGAGAAGGCGAGCAUGCUGGGCGCAGGGAGAACGAGUUGGGGGCGCCUUGGGCUGCUCCUCUUGGGGAUGUGGAGCAUCGCGCUGUGGCAGCGGACCGAAGGAUGCCCGAGUAAAUGUACCUGCUCCGGAUCCAAUGUGGAUUGCCACGGACUGGGACUCAGAGCGGUGCCCCGAGGCAUUCCCAGGAAUGCGGAGAGACUUGACUUAGACAGAAACAACAUUACAAGGAUUACAAAGGUGGACUUUGCUGGGCUUAAGAAUCUUCGUGUUCUGCAUUUGGAAGAGAAUCUAAUUAGUGUAAUAGAACGUGGAGCAUUUCAGGAUCUAAAGCAACUCGAACGGCUGCGGCUGAACAGAAAUAAACUUCAAGUUCUUCCAGAGCUGCUUUUUCAGAACACGCUGAAGCUGACCAGACUGGACUUAAGUGAAAACCAGAUUCAAGGCAUCCCAAGAAAGGCUUUUCGAGGCAUUACCGAUGUGAAGAAUUUGCAACUGGACAACAAUCAGAUCAGCUGCAUUGAAGAUGGAGCCUUCCGAGCCCUGCGUGACUUGGAGAUUCUUACCCUCAAUAACAACAACAUCACCCGCAUUCCUCUCACCAGCUUCAACCAUAUGCCAAAGAUCAGGACCCUACGGCUUCAUUCCAAUUAUUUAUACUGCGACUGCCACCUGGCUUGGCUUUCUGAUUGGCUGCGUCAGAGGCGAUCAGUUGGGCAGUUCACGUUCUGCAUGGCACCUGUUCAUCUGAGAGGAUUUAAUGUUGCUGAUGUUCAGAAAAAAGAAUAUGUCUGCUCAGGUUCACAUGCUGAACCUCCAUCCUGCAAUGCCAAUUCCAUCAGUUGCCCAUCUGCUUGCACUUGUAGCAACAAUAUUGUGGACUGUCGAGGAAAGGGCUUAACGGAAAUCCCAGCCAACCUUCCGGAGAGUAUUGUGGAAAUACGCUUGGAGCAGAACUCUAUCAAAAACAUUCCUCCUGGAGCUUUCUCGCAAUAUAAGAAAUUAAAAAGAAUUGAUAUCAGCAAGAAUCAAAUAUCGGAUAUUGCAUCAGAUGCUUUUCAGGGCUUGAAAUCACUCACCUCGCUAGUGCUCUAUGGAAAUAAGAUCACAGAGAUUCCCAAGGGUCUUUUUGAUGGGCUCGUGUCUCUACAGUUGCUGCUUCUAAAUGCCAAUAAGAUCAACUGCCUGAGAGUAAACACCUUUCAAGAUUUGCAUAAUCUCAAUUUGCUGUCUCUCUAUGAUAAUAAGCUGCAGACAAUCAGCAAAGGACUUUUUGUCCCUCUCCAAACAAUUCAAACUCUGCAUUUAGCUCAGAAUCCAUUUGUGUGCGACUGCCAUUUGAAGUGGCUGGCUGAUUACCUGCAGGAUAAUCCAAUAGAAACCAGCGGCGCUCGAUGCAGCAGCCCACGUCGCCUUGCCAACAAACGAAUCAGCCAGAUCAAGAGCAAGAAGUUCCGUUGCUCAGGUUCAGAAGACUACAGGAGUAAGUUCAGUGGGGAGUGCUUCAUGGACCUUGUCUGUCCUGAAAAGUGCCGCUGCGAGGGAACAAUUGUAGACUGUUCUAAUCAAAAGCUCACUCGACUUCCCAGUCACCUUCCGGAAUAUACCACAGACCUGCGAUUACAUGAUAAUGACAUUUCUGUACUGGAAGCUACUGGAAUAUUCAAGAAACUCCCAAGCCUAAGGAAGAUAAACCUGAGUAACAACAAGAUCAAAGAGAUUCGUGAAGGCACUUUUGAUGGAGCAGCAGGGGUUCAGGAACUGAUGUUAACAGGGAAUCAGCUGGAAUCGGUGCAUGGGCGAAUAUUUAGAGGUCUCACAGGGCUCAAGACACUGAUGCUCAGAAGCAACAUAAUCAGUUGUGUGAACAAUGAUACAUUCACAGGAUUGAGCUCAGUGAGAUUACUUUCUCUGUAUGACAAUCGCAUCACUACAAUCACACCUGGAGCUUUCAAUACACUUGUUUCUUUAUCUACAAUUAAUUUGCUGUCUAAUCCAUUUAACUGCAACUGCCACUUGGCAUGGUUGGGGAAAUGGUUAAGGAAGAGGAGGAUCGUCAGUGGAAAUCCACGUUGCCAGAAACCAUUUUUCUUGAAGGAAAUUCCUAUUCAGGAUGUGGCUACACAGGACUUUACAUGUGACGGUAAUAUUGAAAGCAGCUGUCAUUUUUCACCCCGUUGUCCAGAACAAUGCACUUGUGUGGAUUCAGUAGUUCGCUGCAGUAACAAAGGGUUGCGUUUCCUGCCUAAAGGUGUCCCCAAAGAUGUGACAGAACUAUAUCUGGAAGGAAACCAUUUACCUGCUGUGCCAAAGGAACUCUCCAUGUUCAGACACUUGACACUAAUUGACUUAAGCAACAACAGCAUCAGCAUGCUGGCCAAUUACACCUUCAGUAAUAUGACACAGCUAUCAACACUGAUCCUGAGCUACAACAAGCUGAAGUGUAUCCCAGUCCAUGCGUUCAACGGGCUUAAGUCUCUCAGGGUGUUGACUCUUCAUGGCAAUGAUAUUUCCAGCGUUCCUGAAGGUUCUUUUAAUGAUCUCGUGUCACUUUCCCAUCUGGCACUUGGUACCAACCCUUUGCAUUGUGACUGCAACCUGCGCUGGCUUUCUGAAUGGGUGAAGGCAGGCUACAAAGAGCCAGGAAUUGCACGAUGCAGCAGUCCAGAUGACAUGACAGACAGGCUGUUGCUUACAACACCAACCCACCACUUUCAAUGCAAAGGAGUUGUCGAUAUCAGUAUUGUAUCCAAGUGUAACCCUUGCCUAUCCAAUCCAUGCAAAAAUAAUGGGACUUGCAGCAAUGACCCACUGGAUUUUUUUCGAUGUACUUGCCCGUUCGGUUACAAGGGUCGAGACUGCAGCACACCUAUCAAUGCCUGUAUUCAGAAUCCCUGCCAGAAUGGAGGCACUUGCCAUCUUUCAGACUCACAUCAAGAUGGAUUCAGUUGUUCCUGCCCUAUUGGAUUUGAGGGCGAAAAAUGUGAAAGUAAUCCAGAUGACUGUGAAGAUAAUGAUUGCGAGAACAACUCAACUUGUAUGGAUGGAGUAAACAAUUAUGCCUGCCUCUGCCUCCCUAAUUAUACAGGGGAGCUAUGUGAUGAGGUGAUCAACCAUUGUGUCCCAGAGCUAAAUCCUUGCAAACAUGACUCCAAAUGUAUCUCUUUUGACAAAGAAUACAGAUGUGAAUGCUUGCCUGGCUACAGUGGAAAACAUUGUGAAAUUGAUGAAGAUGACUGUGCGGGACACAAAUGCCGCCAUGGUGCAUUGUGUGUAGAUGCUGCCAAUGGGUACACCUGCAUUUGUCCUCAAGGAUUCAGUGGGCUUUUCUGUGAAAAUCCUCCGCCGAUGGUUCUGCUCCAGACAAGCCCUUGUGACUACUAUGAAUGCCAAAACGGAGCGCAGUGCAUUGUAGUGCACCAGGAACCCGUCUGUCGUUGCCUGGCUGGUUUUGCUGGCCAGAAGUGUGAGAAACUAAUUACCGUCAAUUUUGUUGGAAAGGAUUCCUACGUUGAACUUCCACAAGCCAAAAUCCGCCCUCAAGCAAACAUCUCCCUUCAAGUAGCAACAGAUAAAGACAAUGGCAUCUUAUUAUACAAAGGGGACAACGAUCCUCUGGCUUUAGAGUUGUAUCAAGGUCAUGUGAGACUUAUCUAUGACACGCUGAGCGCCCCACCCACAACUAUAUACAGUGUGGAAACAGUAAAUGAUGGGCAGUUUCACAGUGUGGAGUUGGUAAUGCUGAACCAAACACUGAAUUUGGUUGUGGAUAAAGGAGCUCCCAAGAGUCUUGGCAAAAUGCAGAAACAGCCUGUAGUUGACGAAGACACUCCACUCUACAUUGGAGGCAUCCCUACAUCCACGGGGCUGUCUUCGCUGCGGCAGGGCACAGAGAGGACAACCAGCGGUUUCCACGGGUGCAUUCAUGAUGUCCGCAUUAAUAAUGAACUGCAAGAUUUCAAAGAUCUACCACAUCAAUCAGUAGGGGUCCUUCCUGGUUGCAAGUCCUGUAACAUUUGCAAACAUGGCAUCUGUCGCUCUAUUGAGAAGACAAGUGUUGUCUGCGAGUGUCAUCCGGGCUGGACUGGAUCACUCUGUGACCAAGAAGUUAAAGAUCCCUGCCACAACAGCAAAUGUCUCCAUGGUAAAUGCAUAGCCACCACCUCUGCUUACACAUGUAAGUGUGUAGAAGGUUACAUGGGCAUGUAUUGCGACAGAAAGAACGAUUCCUCCAACUCCUGUAGAGGUCUGAAAUGUAGCCAUGGGCAGUGUAAGAUCUCAGCACAUGGGGAGCCCUCUUGUGAAUGUGAUCCAAAUUACAGUGGAGAGCGCUGUGAUAGAGCAGAGAAUCAGUGCCAAGGAGAGAUUAUCCGUGAAUUCAUUCGGAAGCAACAAGGUUCGAUUGCAUGCGUCUCCCUGGUCAAGGUGCCUCGUGUGGAAUGUCAUGGCAGUUGUGGGAAUGAUCAGUGCUGCAUUGCCCUCAGGAGCAAAAGGCGGAAAUAUGGCUUCCAGUGUGUGGAUGGCUCCUCCUUCACAGAAGAGCUAGAGAGGCAUGUGGAAUGUGGCUGUGCAAAGUGUUUAUAAACAGCUGAUCCACCUCUUUGCCCCUUUGUAUCGACUCAGAUGUGCUAUCAAAAACAGGACCUAUUUACUUUUAAGUGAAGAAGAGAAUAUUAAGUAUAUUGUAAAAUAAGCAAAAAAUAGAAGUUAUUUUUAUUAUGAAAAGUGACUAUUUUCAUCUUUUAUUAUAUAAAGUAUCUGACCGUUUUGGGUAUAUGUAUCAUAUAGUGAGUUAUUUUUACUAUGGAUUUUUUUUUUACAGAUGUAAAAAAGAAAAUUAGGAAAAAAAUAUUCCAAACCUAAACACAGGGAAUAAUAACAGAGUAUAGUUGAUAAGCUUUGCACGAUGGCCAGACGUGAAGGUAAUUAAGAGAUUGCCACAGAAAUCGCAAAACAAGUAUUUGAAAGGUUCUGGAUAGAUACACAUCUAGGAGCUAUAGCUCUCAGGGCCCCUUCCUAUCCAGGCAUGCUCAGUUAAUAUCCCUUUCGGUUGAUCAUGGACAUGUUGGUUGUGUUUAUCACUAUUGUGGAUCUGCUUGACUCCAUUGCCAAAAAAAAAAAGCACACCACAAUGCUGCCGUGGCUUGAGCCUUAUGCACAGAUAUUAUGCACAUAGUAAUGCAAUGGUGAUAGUAACAUGGUGUUUUGUCUUCUAUGUAUGAUUAAUUCCCACACUGUUGUUUUUGUAAUUUGUAGCAUGGCCACUCUUGCAAAAGCAAAAUUUGGGAAAUGAAGGCUUUUUUUUAAAAAAAGUAACAGAUGAAAAGUAAGCACUGUGUAACACCUCAGCAGCAGCAGACAAGAUAAUCCUGGUACUUGGCACAGCCUUUCCUGGCCAUCCAGCACAUGGAGCAGCAUUCCCUUGAGUCCCAUUCUGCAUGUGCAGACUAUUGCACAUUCUUAUGCAAGGGAGGGGCCAUAAGGAAAUCUCCUGUGGAGGUGGCAUCCUCUACCUCCAUAUGACUUUAUGUUUUAGUUUGCAAUGCAAAGGAUGCACUGAAAGAUGCCUUACCAGACUAUGACGAUCCUUUUUUUUUCAUCUCCACAUCCUUACUAUAGGAGUAUUUCACUUACUCCAAGGGUUCUGCCACAGUGCCAAUUAAGUACUUCUUUAGAUUCGAGUCAAGCCUACGUAGCCUGAAACAUCCCCAUGACAACUGAUUCAUACAGCAGUGUGUGGAAUUUCUCAACAUAUAGAUUGCAUCCAUACCACUGCCAGACAUUUUAAUGGAUUAGCAGUGGCCCACAUGGUAAGUCACUCUACAUGUUACAACUGUCAUGUGGAGUAGCCACUGUAAGGAGGCGCUUUUACACAGUUUUCACAAGGCCUUUGACAUUUUGUAUACCCACGUCUGGCUUAUUUUCUCAAGUCCCUUCCCCCUCCUUCCUCACUUGGAUGUGUAGUAAGGACAGCCUGUAAUUCCAAGGAAUCACUGAUGAGACAAAGUGGAAUAUUCAAAAGUGCCUGAGAGAGCUAGUACUCCACAUUCAAGUUUGAGCCUGAAACCUGACAAGAUCUCCUGAACUUAGGAUCAAGUCUCUUCACAGCAAAGGAUAUCCAUAUUUAUCAGGAACAAUGUUUGUCUUUAAAAACAACCAUGGGAGUGAAUCCCACUAAUGACCAGUGCAGCCUCUCCAAACAGAACAGAUUUGUAUCAUGCUACAAGCAUUUUACUCAUUUUUCAGAUUUCAGGAGUCUGAAAAUGCUUAAGAGUCUUUAUUAUAAUUGCAGUCUUCUGAAAGCCACAAUAGUUUGUUCAGAUUUCCUUAUAGAUUCUCAGGAUAAUUUCAGACAGGAGGGAAAUGACUGAUACAAUAGUUGCCUUUCAGAAUAAAUAGUAGUGCAUGGAGCCUGCAAUCAGUGAAACGUAAAACAAUCACUAGUUACUUUGCCAAGAACUGAUUGAAAUAAUACAGUUCAGGAGCUGGUGGGGAAGAAAAGGCCGCUAUGGAGAGUGGGGGUUGUCAUUUUGAGCACAAAAUGUGAUGCUAGAAGCAGCUGGAAUUUAUAAUGUAGAAAUGUACCACAGUCUGCAGAGACCAAAAGUUUGCAAAAGCAAAUGCAACAACACUCUCUUGUGUGAACAAGACUUUGGCACAAUCAUCCUUUUCUUAAUGAUUUAUUCUUUUUCAUGGCAUCUGUUAUCCAAGAAGCUAUUGCCUCUGUUGCUGAGAAUGGAAAUCCAGCCAGAAUAGCCCAUUCAUAGAGUUGUAAUGCUACCAAAGGCUAUACACUGCAAAGUAGGAAAAUAAUUGUACUGUAUUAAGAUAUAACAAAGUAAAGAAAGGAGGUACGAUUUUCAUAAGGGUCUUCUUUAAGUACACAAGUUUAGAAAGCCAUCAAUGUUUUGUGAAAUAAUUUCAAGAAUGUUUCCAAAAUUGACAGGCUGAGGAAGAACUAGCCACAGUAGAGUGAGGCUGGCAGUGUUCCAUCAGUACAUAUUUGGACUAUGUUGUGAUUUAGAAGAAAGGACACUUUAUUUGUUUUCUAGCAGUGGACAGUUUAUACUGUGCUGUGUUUCAACUGAUAUGAUAUGGAAUCUUUUGUUUUGUUUCUAAGUGCCAAAAGGUCUAUGAAGUUAGUUUUAAAAGUGUUAAUUAGAUCUCUUUAAACUGCCUAAAUGACGGUACGUUUUGGCUAUUGUAAAUGGAACACAGUAGCUUACUUUUAAAAAAUUAAUAUAAAUAAAGAUGCUAACCCUAUAAAAAUUGUACAUUGGCAAUGUGGGUUGCUAUGAAUUUUGUGUAUUUUACUAGAUUGUCCUAUUGUGAUGUAUUAAAUUUAAGUAAAUUGUUGGGUUAUGGACAAAUGUA